Fusarium tjaetaba is the source of this 2568-nucleotide messenger RNA. RefSeq lists its product as uncharacterized. The record is from RefSeq and is a predicted model, not a curated record. The annotation marks the transcript as partial. Gene Ontology annotation, biological process: riboflavin biosynthetic process; polysaccharide catabolic process. NCBI's taxonomy places the organism in Eukaryota, Fungi, Ascomycota, Sordariomycetes, Hypocreales, Nectriaceae. The transcript has 6 exons. Gene Ontology annotation, molecular function: cellulase activity; 5-amino-6-(5-phosphoribosylamino)uracil reductase activity.
AUGAAACUCACGACAUUCGUGAGCUAUGCGAUUUUACUAUCUGGGGUUUUGGGGAAGGAUGAGGUUGCGAGAGUAUGCGGAAAUGAGCGGUUAGGUGAACUAAAUGACUCACUCUCCUAUUACCCAAAUGCAUGGAACAAAAAGAGUCCUAAAAAUGGCUUCGUCUGCCUCAAAGUCGACAACAGCACACCCGCAUUCUCCGCAACGUGGAACUGGCCCGCCGACAUCCAAGAUGUACACUCCUUUCCCUACGUGCGCUUCAACAACCCUUCACUCCCCGUGCGUCUCAGCGAGUUAGAGUCAAUCCGCUUAUCAACAGAUUGGAUCUACACACCAGGAAGUCCUUCAAAAAUACCAGAUGAUUUUAGUAAUGAGGUCUGGGCAAAGAAUAAAGCGGAGUUGGAGGGGGACGGCGUGCAGGCGAAUGCGGCGUGGGAUUUCUUUCUGGACGAUGAUAGGAAUAGAACGCUGUAUCCGCAGGUUGCUAAGAUUGAGUUUAUGGUUUGGUUGGGAAGGGUGGGGGAUCCGUGGUGGCUUGGACGGCAGAACGAUAGUAUCUUGUCGACUGUUACGCUUGGGAAGACUGAGUUCUCGCUCUUCUAUGGCCGAAACUCGGGAGGAACGCACGUCUUCACAGCCGUUACAAAAGACAACAGCGACGUACUAUCCUUCGAUGAAGAUUUCUAUCCUUUAUUCCAGUAUAUCCUCAAACAAGCCCACAAACAAAUCGACGCCGAUGACCUACCCAAAGAUCCAUGGCUAGGUAUCAUUGAGUUCGGAACAGAGACGUGGAUGUCAAGAGGAAACGCUACAUUCACAGCUGCGAAUUUCGGGAUGAGUUUGAAGGGGAAUUUUACGAGUGAGAGGAACUCGACGAAGGGAGAUGAUGAUAAGGACAAGGGUGAUAAGUCUGGUGAUGAGAAGGGUGGUGAUAAGGGUAGUGGCGAUAAAGGUAGUGGGGAUAACUCGACGGAUUCAAAGGGUGAUGAGGAGGAUGAUGCGGUGAGGUUGAUGAGCCAAUCUGUGUUGGGGAUUCGCAUCCUCCGGUUGGUGGGCCGACUACAAGGAUCCGUCAACCUACCCUCCAUCAACCAUCAACCCAUCUUAUUCCCUCAUCACGAUCUUCACGAUCUUCACCUUCACAAACCCAUCACCAUGCCACACACCUUCCCACCAAGCCGUCUCCGACGCGCCGUCCACGCCCUUCCCUUCCUCCUAAUAACAGCCAUAAUGUCCCGCGCCUUCACAAUGGCAAAACCCAUCGGUCCUAUAAUUGAAGAAACCCUACAAACCUCCAUCUUCACAGCGCAAAACGUCACCGUGCCUAUUAUCAAAAGUUUCUAUGGUGUACCGGUCCUAGAUGAUGUUUUUGCUGUGAUCACUGUUGCGUUUGCGCAUUUGCAGUUCUUUACGGAUGAGGAGGCUUACUGGCAGCUUUUGGUGUUCUUGACGGAUUUUGCGGGGAUGUAUGCUGUUGUUGUGAUUGAGGGGUAUAGACCGGGGAAUACGUUUCCUGUGAUCAAGUACCCCGUUGUAUUUUUGUUUCUCUCUCAGAUGUUCGGUAUAGGUUGUCUUGCGCCGAUCUUCUUCUUUCUGUUCUAUAUCUUCACGCCUGCUUACAAACUUACAACUCCGAGUCUGUAUCGACCUGGCGUAGCGCCUUGCAUGGCUAUUUUGCCUACGGUUGUGUUUGGGUAUUAUGUCACGCACUUUCCGUCAUUCUUUCACUCUUCUCUUGAGGCGAGGAAUUGGUGGAAUUGGAUUUGGCAGCUGUUUCCAAUCUGGGGAUCCAUCAUCAUGCUUGUGCUGUCGAAGAUUAUUCCUCAGCCAAAAGAGCAGACACAGAAGACAAUUAAGCAAGAGCUCAAUGCCCUUCGACUCACGAUCGGUGUCAUCAGUGCUAUAAGCACGGCGACGUGGUGGUAUACCAUUCUCAAUAUGGACUCAACUAUCGUCGAGGUCUUCAUCCCGCAGCAUUUCCUCACAACGCCACAAGACCCAAUCCUAGGCCUUCGAAUCGUCAUCCAAUUCGAUUACAUCUGCUGUUACGCAGCUGGCUUUCUGUGGUUGGCGUAUCACUUCAAGGACCUUGAGAACGUUGGGGUCUGCAAUGGUUCAACACCCUGGAUCAUCGAAGAUUCCACCAUCGACUUUCCCGCGCUGUACUCUGAAUUCGACUACUUCAUCAUGGGCCGCAAGACAUACGAAACCAUGCAAUCCUUCGGCGCUGACAAUCCACUAUCAAAAAGACCCAAAGAAUCGGUCAUAGUAGCAAGUCGCACCAUGAACUCGGACCAUUUUCCCGAUGUCACAGUCAUACAAGAAAACAUGCUUGAUUACAUCAGACAUCUCAAAAUGAAUGACGGGAAGGAUAUCUGGCUUAUGGGCGGUGGUAAUCUCGCAGCCCAAUGCCUAGAAGCUCACCUAGUGGAUACCGUCGAAAUCGCUAUAAUGCCCACGAUUCUCGGCACCGGAAUACCCCUAACCUCCUCCCUCCCACAGGAAAUAAAACUCCAGCUAUCAAACAGCACCAGCCUCGGCAGUGGAAUCCUCAUGACUCAAUACAAA